GAGGCGGUGGACGUGGUGGCUGGGCUGCGGCGGGCACAGCGGUCGAGGCGGCGGCGCGAGGAAGCGGAGCGGAGCCGGUUGAAUCCACGGAAGGCGAUGCUGCCGGGUGCGGGCCCCUGCGCAAGGCGGGCGUCGUGACAGGCCGGCUGGUGCUACGCCGCCCAGGGAGGCCGCGACGGAGCUCCCGGACUGGCCAUGGGCUGAGAUACGACCUCUUCAAGCAGUGACCCUUCCUUACCCCACCAGAACAUGCCUGGGUGACGCCCUCCCGAUCUUCCUCAUGGCCUUCCUCACCCUCCCCAGUGACACUAUGCAACCCCAGCGUGACUUGCGAGGCCUCUGGCUCCUGCUGCUGUCCUUGUUCCUGCUCCUCUUUGGGGUGUCCCGAGCUGGCCGUCCAGCGGUAAGCUGUCCUGCCGCCUGUCUGUGUGCCAGCAACAUCCUCAGCUGCUCCAAGCAGCAGCUGCCCAACGUGCCCCAUUCCCUACCCAGCUACACAGCACUACUAGACCUCAGCCACAACAACUUGAGCCGCCUGCGGGCUGAGUGGACCCCCACCCGCCUGACCCACCUGCACUCCUUGCUGCUGAACCACAACCACCUGAACUUCAUCUCUUCCGAGGCCUUUUCCCCAGUACCCAACCUGCGCUACCUAGACCUCUCCUCCAACCAGCUGCAUACACUGGACGAGAACCUGUUCAGUGAACUGCAGGCACUGGAGGUGCUGCUGCUCUACAACAACCACAUCGUGGAAGUGGACCGCUACGCCUUUGAUGACAUGGCCCAGCUGCAGAAACUCUACUUGAGCCAGAACCAGAUCUCCCGCUUUCCUCUAGAACUGGUCAAGGAAGGAGGCAAGCUACCCAAACUAACGCUCCUGGAUCUCUCCUCUAACAAGCUAAAGAACUUACCCUUGCCUGACUUGCAAAAGCUGCCUGCAUGGAUCAAGAAUGGGCUCUACCUGCAUAACAACCCCCUUCACUGCAACUGUGAGCUGUACCAGCUCUUUUCACACUGGCAGUACCGGCAGCUGAGCUCCGUGAUGGACUUUCAGGAGGAUCUGUACUGCAUGAGCUCCAAGAAGCUGCACAAUGUCUUCAACCUGAGUUUCCUCAACUGCAGCGAGUACAAGGAGCGUGCCUGGGAGGCCCACUUGGGUGACAGCUUGACCAUCAAGUGUGACACCAAGCAGCAGGGAAUGACCAAGGUGUGGAUGACACCAAGCAAUGAACGGGUGCUAGAUAAGGUGACCAAUGGGACAGUGAGAGUGUCUGAGGAUGGCAGCCUUGUAUUACAAAAGGUGCAGGUUGAGGAUGGGGGUGUAUAUACCUGCUACGCCACAGGGGAGGCUUUCAAUGAGACACUGUCUGUGGAGUUAAAAGUAUAUAAUUUCACUUUGCAUGGACACCAUGACACUCUCAACACAGCCUAUACCACCCUGGUGGGCUGCAUCCUCAGUGUAGUCCUGGUCCUCAUAUACCUGUAUCUCACCCCUUGCCGCUGCUGGUGCCGGGGUGUAGAGAAACCUUCUAGUCAUCAGGGAGACAGCCUCAGCUCUUCCAUGCUUAGCACCACACCCAACCAUGACCCUAUGGCUGGUGGGGACAAGGAUGAUGGUUUUGAUCGGCGGGUGGCCUUCCUGGAACCUACUGGACCUGGGCAGGGUCAAAACGGCAAGCUCAAGCCAGGCAACACCCUGCCGGUGCCUGAUGUGACCGGCAAGGGCCAGCGGAGGAUGUCGGAUCCAGAAUCAGUCAGUUCAGUCUUCUCUGAUACGCCCAUUGUGGUGUGAUCAGCAUGGGUUGGUGGGGAGAUUCUGCCCCAGGAGAGGUAAUGCACCCCUGAAGAAUAUGAGGGGGAUGGAAGAGAGGGCUGGCUGCCCAAGGGAGUGGGUUCCCCCUGACCUGAAGGGAAUUAGUGACAGGUACAACAGCAGGCAAGACCCCAACCAGGGUGUGACUGCCAUAAUUUUCAAAUAUGGAUGGAUAUAUUAAUCCUCAGGCAAAGGCUACACCCCUACCCAAAGCCCUGGUAAUUCUGAGUAUGGUAGAGGAGGAGAAGUGUGUCUUGAGUUGGAUGGGAAUGAGGAAGGGAUGAGUGAAAAAGUAGAUUCCCUAAACUUUUUCAAGAUCAUCUCUAGCUCCUUAAGAGAAAAUCACUUGGAAAAAAAAAAAAAUCGUUAUUUGUUUUCUCUGCCCACCCACACCUGUGAUGUUGUGGGGGGAGGGGUGGCUUGCCACAGGAGGCACAUUGGGGAACAGCUGUAGUAUCUUCUUUUGGCCAGGAAGUCACACGUCACAGCUGGGGAACUGAAAACAUUAGGAGCAUGAGUCAGGAAAGGUUAAGCCCUCAAUCAGUAAUGCUCCCCAAAGCUGUUUUGAGACUUCCCAUUAAUGCCUUCUUU
Molecule: messenger RNA, 2404 nt
Organism: Orycteropus afer afer
Lineage: Eukaryota; Metazoa; Chordata; Mammalia; Tubulidentata; Orycteropodidae
Gene: AMIGO1
Product: adhesion molecule with Ig like domain 1
Biological process (GO): brain development
Molecular function (GO): protein binding
Source: RefSeq, a predicted model, not a curated record